This is a messenger RNA of Perca fluviatilis (European perch), 1412 nucleotides long. RefSeq lists its product as uncharacterized. The transcript is spliced from 5 exons. Lineage: Eukaryota; Metazoa; Chordata; Actinopteri; Perciformes; Percidae. The record is from RefSeq and is a predicted model, not a curated record. Bases 28 to 1056 code for a protein of 342 amino acids.
CAAACUUACCUGAAUGUACCAAGAGACAUGAAGCAUGGUAUUUUGGAGAAGCUUGCUGAAGCGAUCUACAAAUUUGAUGCCUAUCCAAAUGAAGAACGAUGCCAUUCUGUGGCAUUGGCGCUCAUAAGCAAACAUCCCUGCCUGAGGGAACCAGGCUCGCCAGAUGGGUGUUCUGGCUGGAAGAAUAGCUUGACAUACAAAAUGGGGAACUAUCGCACUAAACUGAGAAAAGCUGGAUGUGCAGAAGUUGCUAUAAAUCAGGGUAAAAAAGGCGCCCCAGGAAUGGCAUCAAAAGGCCUCAAAAGACCAAAAAGGUUUGAGGUCAAUUACUUACCAGACCUCCCUGAGGGGCAGAAUGAAGAUAGACUAGAAGUUGAAAGAAAGCUCCUGGUUGAAGAAAUGAAAAAACGGAACCCCAGUGGAACAGUCAUUGCAUCUAAGAUGGACCAGACAUUCCCACUGCGGAGACGGGAGAUUGUGGAGGCUGAACCUCCAGUGAAAACCCUGAAGGAGCGCUGGCCAGCUCUUUUUACAGAGAGACAAGUGUUUGCUGAGUUCAACAGCAUAGCCACGACAAACCUGGAGAAUGACUUUUUUGGUGCUAAACUGGCUGAGAUUGUGCAGCAAAUUGAUUCAAGGAAACCAGAUGUGACAGCAGUGCGUACCCUUGUUCUCCAAGGCAUCCCUGCUCUGCUUGGUGAUGACCCCAGUAACUUCUACAACACCUCCUUUGAUUCUGACAGUGAUGAGGCCUGGGACCAGGUAUCUGUUGGGUUGCUGACUGUCAUCAGUGAAGAUGUGCCCCUCUCGCCAAAUCAUCUCCAUCUUGACCCAGUGUCUACUGCCAUCAUUCUUGAAGGAGGUAUUGUAAUGGACAAUCUCCAGAACCUACCUCAAGCACUUUGCCUCUUGUUUGGGUUGUCCUAUGCACUACACUUGGACUACCCUAAAGCCAUGAAAAACACAUUCAGCUUCAUUCAACGAGUGAUGCUUGGCCUGGGAGAGAACAAACUCCCCCCCAAACUUCAAACUCUUAAAAAUCUCCUGUUGAGUUAGAAUGGUAAAAAUCAAGAGUGACACUUGGCAUACAAUCUUGUUUAUAAAAGUGGGUCCAGUUGCUUUUUAUUGUUAGCUAAAUUAAGGCACUCCUUUCAUAUUGUUUUAUAUCCACUGGGUUCAUCAGCAAGUUACAUUUAGAGGCUGCAGGUGUAUGGUCAUUCAUACGUGUAUGAGAUCGGUUGCCAUAGUCAUUAUUGUACAAUAACUGGAUGUCACUUGUAAUAGUCAGCAGGUUGAUACUGUCAGCAGUUUGGUCUUUAAACUUUAUUGUUAAUACAAAAGUAAAGCAGUUUCUCAGGAUUAUGUUAAAUAAAAGGUCAGGGUUGGAAUUUUCUUUCCACAAAUGAGAAAUU